UCUUAAAUUGUAUUCGCUUGCUUGAUUGACAUAACAUUUUUAGUUACUUUUUACUGGAUCAAAUAACUGGUUUAUCUAAUACCCCAAUAAAGCUCAUGUUAAGGCCUAAAACCCUUUACCUGGAGAUGCUAGGGACAGAUACUGGAAAGUUCUGUAUGCAAAGCAUGGGCUUUACCCCAGUCUACAGCCCUUCUUAAAAGUUAAUGUUCAACUAGCAUACAAUGUCAAAGUUCUACAACUUAUGACAUAACAGGCUGCUGUGAAGCAUGCGGAUGAUAGUAGACAUUUAAUUCUUGUAAAGCGACAGAGUGAGAUGAGAGAGAUGCUUCCCAUGUUUGACUCCCAGAAAGAAUAUGUUGUGGUGCUGUUGCUUUUGUUGUCUUCUUUGAAUUUCACCUCUGGUGGGAAGCUACUGGUGGUGCCCGUGGAUGGAAGCCACUGGCUGAGUAUGCUGUCCGUCCUCAAUCAGCUCAAACAGAAUGGCCACGAGACUGUCGUCGUCGCACCUGAAAUAAACAUGCAAAUAAAACCUUUAGAUGAUCUUUAUACUUUGAAAACAUAUCCAGUGCCUUUCACAAAAGAAGAGCUGGAGGAACAUUUUCAAGAGAGUGCAAAUGGCCUGUUUGAAGAGCUCCCUUUUCUAGUUAGGUUUGUUAGAACCUAUAACAGGCUGAAAAAUACGUCUGCUUACUUAUUUUCCGCUUGCACUAAUUUAUUGUACAAUCAAGAACUGAUUAAGUACCUUCAGCAGAACAAGUUCGAUGCUCUUUUUACAGAUCCAGUGAUACCAUGUGGCCAAAUAGUGGCUGAGUAUCUUGGCAUCCCUUCUGUAUAUUUUUUACAAGCGAUUCCCUGUGGUUUAGACUAUGAAGCUCUUCAGUGUCCCAGCCCUCUUUCUUAUGUUCCAAGGCAACAUACAGAAAACACGGACCAUAUGACGUUUGGUGAACGUGUGAAGAACCUACUGUUCUUCACAUCAGAAUUCUUCCUUUGUGAUUUUGCUUACUCACCUUAUGCAAGUCUUGCUGCAGAAUUUCUUCAACAAGACAUGGCUAUCACAGAACUCUGGAGUCAUGGAUCGGUUUGGCUGAUAAAAACAGACUUUGCGUUUGAUUAUCCCAAACCAUUAAUGCCUAAUAUGAUUGCAAUUGGAGGGAUCACCUGUGUCGGGAAAAAACCCUUAACUCAGGAAUUUGAAGGCAUAGUAAAUGCAUCUGGCGAACACGGCAUUGUGGUGUUUUCUUUGGGCUCCAUGGUCUCCGAGAUUCCAAUGAAAAAAGCCAUGGAAAUUGCUGAAGCAUUGGGAACAAUACCCCAGACGGUGCUGUGGAGGUAUACUGGAGAAGUGCCUCCCAACCUUGCGAAGAACACCAAACUCGUUAAAUGGCUUCCACAGAAUGAUCUACUUGCUCAUCCGAAAGCCAGAGCCUUCAUCACCCACAGUGGCUCCCAUGGGAUUUAUGAGGGAAUCUGCAAUGCAGUCCCUAUGGUGAUGAUGCCCCUUUUUGGAGAUCAGAUGGACAAUGCCAAGCGAGUGGAAUCUCGGGGAGCAGGAGUGACUCUGAACGUGCUUGAAAUGACUUCCAAGGACCUCUCUGAUGCACUAAAGGCUGUUAUUUAUGAUAAAACGUACAAAGAGAAUAUCAUGCGUCUUUCAGCCCUGCACCUGGACAGACCCAUCCACCCUAUUGACCUUGCCGUACAUUGGGUGGAAUUUGUGAUGAGGCAUAAGGGUGCUCCUCAUUUACGACCAGCAGCCCAUGACCUCAACUGGUUCCAGUACCAUUCUAUCGAUGUUAUUGCCUUCCUCUUGGCUGUUCUCUUAACCUCCCUCUUCAUCUCGCUGAAGUGCUGCCUUUUCUGCUUUAGGAAAUGCUUCUGCAAAAAAGGAAGACUGGCCAAGAAAAGCAAAUCAAAAUCCCAGUAAAUUCGGGAUUUAGGAGGCACCCAGCAUUGAACUCAGAAUUCCUGGGGCCAAUGAGUUCCCCCAGCAUUUACAUAUGCAUGCAAGCAUUUUGACCAAUGAAAGAAUGAAUAUAAGCAAUUUGGAUCUCCAAAGGAUCUGUAAAUUUCAAGGCAGAGUCCAGUGCACUGCAGUUCAUAGAUAGAAGAGGGAAUAAACGACCUCGGUUACUUGUAUUUCAGUGCAUAUGUAGGAAUGGCCAUUACUAAUUUCAAACUAGUAACACUGACAAACUAGAUUAAAAACUAGAAGCACUUCCAAAUUGUAAAUGCCUUCAGAUGCGUCUCCCCUUUGAAACAGCAGUAAAGCCUUUGUGGUUCUUCUAUAUAUGUUAAUUUAAUAAAUUGUGUGAAACUGAAAA
This is a messenger RNA of Heteronotia binoei (common prickly gecko), 2324 nucleotides long. RefSeq names its product UDP-glucuronosyltransferase 1-6-like. Gene Ontology annotation, molecular function: UDP-glycosyltransferase activity. Lineage: Eukaryota; Metazoa; Chordata; Lepidosauria; Squamata; Gekkonidae. The transcript has 5 exons. The coding region runs from base 314 to 1927 and encodes 537 amino acids. The record is from RefSeq and is a predicted model, not a curated record.